AUGCCUGACGACCCUAAAGUGAAUCCGUUCUCCGAAAUUCCGCCGAAAGCAGCCGCCCCGGCGAAGAAAUCCUUGUUUGAGCGGCAGAAAGCAGAGGCUGAAGCAAAACGGGCGCGUGAGAAGGCAGAGACAGCCGCAGUCUACGAAGAUUUUGUCAAGUCAUUUGAAAACGAUGAAGAUUCUCCCACACUGUUAAAUACGGCCAGCAGAACUGGCGGAUAUCAACAUGGCAGCGGGCAACCUGUUGGCGGACCCGCACGACGGCACUUCACCAGCGCAUCCAUGAAGAGCUCAGCAAUUGGUGGUUUAGGUCCACCUCCAUCUUCUUUUACAAAAAAGCGAACAUAUGAUGGGUACCUGGCGUCCUCCCGGGAUCAUACGGGCCGCGGGAUUUUGACAUAUGAGAAUUCUUCUUCAGCAAUGGACACUACCAGUGCAUUCAGAAUUUUGGAGGACGAGGAAGAAAAGACCAUGGAUAAAAAGGAAGCAGAAAGAGCUGCUGCAAAGCCCACCCUACAUCUUUCUUCAUUGCCUCCAGGCACCUCACCAGCUGUCAUAAAAGCGCUUAUUCCCCCAGUUUUAGCAGUUGACAAUGUAAAGAUCAUCCCACCUGCCAGCCAGGCGACUGGAGAGCGCAAAAUUUGGUCAGCCAUAGUUACAUUGGCUAAAGAGACUGCCGCUACCGAUAUGGAUACUGUUGUGAGCUCUUUACAGAAUAAAUACCUUGGCUGGGGAUUUUAUCUCUCAAUAUCUCGCCAUCUCUCCUCCGCCGCCAUUAACUCCGCAAUUCCUGUUACCCCUGGGCUUACUGGUCUUACUUCCCAGCCAUUUGGUGCUCGCCCCACCCCACAUGGCCCUGGUGUGUUUAGUCGUGGCCCCCCCGGGCCUCAUCGUUCUGCAUUUGCCCCCCCUACUUCAUAUGCUCCUAAUUAUGGUACAAGAGAUGGCUCUGCAUUUCAGGUCGACGUUAAACCGCCCUCUGAUUUGAAGCAGCUGAAGUUAAUUCACAAGACAUUAGAAAACCUGUUAACGUAUGGACCCGAGUUUGAAGCUCUUCUUAUGGGUCGACCAGAAGUUCAGAGAGAAGAAAAGUGGGCGUGGAUUUGGAAUUCGCGGAGCGUUGGCGGUGUAUGGUAUAGAUGGAAGUUAUGGGACAUUCUCACCAAUUCAGCCAAAUCUACUAAUAGAAAUCGUCUUCGGGGUAUACCAACAUAUAUUUUUGAGAAUGGUCCAGGCUGGGUUGCGCCAGAGAAAAAAUUGGCAUUUGAGUUUACGACAAAACUAGACCAGUUUGUUUCUGAUGAGGAUUACGACUCUUCCGAUGAAGAUGAUUCGGAUAGGGACGACGAGAGGCGUAUAAAUGACCCAUCAAACGAGCCCAAUGAUGGUACUGGCCAUUUAAAUCCCCUGCACAAAGCUAAGCUGGCGCAUCUUCUUGCCAGAUUACCCACAACAAACACGAAACUUCGUCGGGGCGAUGUUGCACGCAUCACAGCAUUCGCCAUAAACCAUGCUGGCGAAGGAGGAGAAGAAGUGGUAGACCUAAUUAUUUCUAACGUCAAAUACCCUUUUGCUUACAGUGCUGCGAACCCUGAAAGACAGCAAGAUGAGACUGAGAUGAUUAAUACGAAAACAGAAGAAGCUGCAGAACCAAACGAAAAGGAUAUGGAGGGACCUGAAAAUACAGAUCGCAUUUCUAAGAUUGAGAGCAAAGAAAGGCUUGAUAUAUCUCCGUCGAAACUAGUGGGCCUUUAUAUUAUAUCUGACAUAUUGUCUUCUUCAUCUACAAGUGGUGUCCGCCAUGCCUGGCGUUACAGGCAGCUCUUCGAGACCGCCUUAAAGGCUAGAAAGGUGUUUGAACACCUAGGUCGACUUGAAAAAGAUUUGGGAUGGGGCCGAUUGAAAUUGGAAAAAUGGAGGAGGAGCAUUGGGAGCUUAUUAAGCCUUUGGGAAGGGUGGUGUGUAUUUCCUCAGUCGAGUCAUGAGCAUUUUGUUCAAGUGUUCGAGCGGCCACCUCUCACCAAAAAGGAGCUCGAAGAGGAGAAAGCUCGGGCGGAAGUAGAAAAAGCGCCUGGUUUAUUUGGUACCAAAGACAAAAGCAAAUGGAAGACGGUUGAGGAUGCUGGUAUGAUACCAGCCGUGGACAAAUAUGAACCCAGCCCAGAUGGAGAUAAAAUGGACAUCGACAUUGACGGAGCGCCGAUAGCGGGCGAAGAAGAGAUGCUCGAUGUCGGGUCGAUGUCGGAUAUUGAUGGGGUUCCCAUGGAAGAUAGUGACCUGGAGGAUACGGAAGCUCUGGCUGAAGGCGAGGAAGCGUUAGUCCCCCAAGACAAAGGACCCAAUGUGCCGGCACCAGAGAAGGAAGCUGACACAUCGUUGCCCUCAUCGUCUGAGCCUCCUAUGAGACGGCGUCGCCCAAAAGCGGAAGAUAUGUUUGCAGAUUCAGAUUCAGAUUAG
Molecule: messenger RNA, 2457 nt
Organism: Ophidiomyces ophidiicola
Lineage: Eukaryota; Fungi; Ascomycota; Eurotiomycetes; Onygenales; Onygenaceae
Exons: 1
Coding region: 1-2457 (818 amino acids)
Biological process (GO): RNA processing
Cellular component (GO): nucleus
Molecular function (GO): RNA binding
Source: RefSeq, a predicted model, not a curated record